AUGAAGGCAAGCCAAAACGUCGCACACGCAAAGCUGCGCGUCGACGACUUUCGAGACGAUGCGGCACGGGAAGAGUUCAACCUGGAGCUCGAUGAACACCUGGUCCAGAGGUGGCGUCAUCUUGCAUCGAAGGCUGAUACGAGACAAAAUGGUGCGCAUCAGAGUGGCGCUCUGAUGUCUUGGUGGAUGGUGGUGUACAGGUGGGUCGCUGUCCGGAGCAAGCCUUCACUUGAGGGCCAGAUCCUCACGUGCCUUGCUCGAGGGGACCCGGUUUUCUGCGUCGCCAUGGAGGGCCCGUGGGUCAAGAUCAGCUUGGACAAAGAGCCUCCGGUCCCGCCAACAGGUGGGGAUCUGAUCCCGAGCCAGAGAAGGCUUCAAAACAUCCGCAAGAAUGGGCGCAAGGAGGCCUGGAUGAUGUGGGAUGGGCAGAUCAAAGGGCUGCCGGUCCUCCUGCAGCCCGUCAUGCUCUUGGAUCGCCUCCUUGCAUACCGCCACAGUGACGUGACGUUGCCACGGGAGGCUGUGUCCUGGACAGCUUCGGAGGUGGAUAUCUUCCUUGGCAGUUUGGGGUUCAUCCGUCCGGGUCGUGAGUCUGCGCUGAUGAGAAGCACGAAGCGGCUCGUUCGCUCCAUCCGUGGUGGCUACAAGCCCCUGGAAUUCCGCGUGGACCAUGAUGGCAAAGAGAGCGGCGUAUUUUCGGGCAGCGACAUCACCCAAGGUGACUUAGUCGAGGUUUGCCCGUUGCACGAGGUGCCUGCGAAGCUGAGGGCCAUCAGCCCGGUGCUUCAGCGCAUCACGAUACCGAUGAGAAUGGAUGAGCAACGGUAUGCCAUCGUGCUGGGCUUUGGGAAGGUCUACACCCGGGCUGCUACGCCAAACCUGCGGUGGAGCUACCGCGGAGAGGACGAGGUCGUCUUAUGGGCUGAUGAGGACAUCCUGAGUGGCCGGGAGCUCACGGUCGACUUCGGAUCGGCCCCGGCGCCCUUGGGAGAUGCGCGGCCACCUCCCUCGACGUGGCAGGCGCCGCCGCCGAAGUCCGGGACCUUCAGCAGCGAUCACUGCCUGAUGCUGUUACGCAUUGUGACUAUUGUGACUUGCAGGUUCUGA
Messenger RNA from Symbiodinium sp. CCMP2592, 1107 nucleotides. The record is from the annotation of a GenBank genome assembly. Lineage: Eukaryota; Dinophyceae; Suessiales; Symbiodiniaceae.